This is a messenger RNA of Neurospora crassa OR74A, 3791 nucleotides long. Its product is annotated as ubiquitin ligase BRE1, variant. Gene Ontology annotation, molecular function: ubiquitin protein ligase activity. Bases 1094 to 3058 code for a protein of 654 amino acids. The record is from RefSeq and is a predicted model, not a curated record. Gene Ontology annotation, cellular component: nucleus; HULC complex. Lineage: Eukaryota; Fungi; Ascomycota; Sordariomycetes; Sordariales; Sordariaceae. The transcript has 5 exons.
CAGGCCAUUGCUCCCGCCCUUCCUCGUCACAGACAAACAGAUGGAAGACGCGGGACUAACCAGAGAACAGUAAUUCAUCGACCCAUUGUAUUCAAUUACCCUACUUACCUAACCUCGACACCUCGGCGGCCUGUCCGUUGCGGCUUGCUGCGCUGGUCCCUCUCAACUUAAGUUCUCUACUCUAAGUACCUAUCUAGGCUGGGUCAAACUGGAGCCCGUCCGGCUCGGCUCUCCAGUCACGUUCUUCGACCUGCCUCAGGUGCUGCUCCGUCCUUUCCACACUUUCCAUCCUCCGACACUUUGUUCAAGACUGGAACCCGCACGCUCCUUUUUGGCAGCGAGCCGUGACUGUCUUUUUUCCACCAAGUCUGCGCACCGGGUCUGUCCGUCCAACUUCACCACCCACCCACCCACCCACCCAGCUCACCCACAAACCCAUCACAUCGUCGUCGCCGACACGCCCCUCCGCAUCCGUUGACGCCCUCAUCGACGACGGAGAACGAGUCAUCCACACCCCGUAUGCAGUGGCGGUAAGAGAGGUCAACCAUUACAGAGACCACCACGUCUUUCAUCGCACACACGCACGCACGCACGCACGCACGCACGCACGCCCGGCUGGCUGCUCUCGCCUUCCGUUCUUGCUCUCCAUUGCCGACCGCGCUUUUCCUUUCAACCUCUUUUCUUCUGCCUGCUGCUGCUUGGUUUCUGGCCUUGGUCCUUCGCUCGCGCUUUCGCCCUCCGCCGCCCGCGCCGACAACUGAGUUCCCGGUCCGCUCCCUCCAGCGCCUCACCUCAUGCCGGUUGCCACCUCUCCCUCCGCUGUGCCUCGUCCUACCACCGUCAAGAUGGAGGACAGGAAGAGACCCGCCGCCAACGCGGACGACGUUGCCCCUCCUAGCAAGCGACAGGCUGUCAACGGCACCAGCAAGUCCAAGGACGACUCCAACGAUUCAAGGGAAGAGGCUUGGAUUGAGCACGCCCGGCUCCCAGGAUUCCCUCUUCAUCAUGCAAUGCCUUGACCCUGCCUACUCCCAAAUACCACGCUCCUUGACUCGCCCACGGUGAAUAUCAAAAAGGUGCCAUUUACCGGCAGAUGCUCGAGUACAAGCGGUCAAAGGUCGACCUAGAACACCGUCUACAAGAAGCCGAGAAAAGCGCGGCUUUUCACGAUGAUCAUUUGCGGGUUAUCAAGUACUGGCUAUCGCAGUUGACUCAAGAGCUAGAGUUGAUUGUCGAAGGGUCCCUCAAAUCCAUAGCCCUCAAGCCCGUAGACUCCAAUUGGGUAUCGAGCCUCGCCUUUAAGGACAGCAAGGAAUUCCGCCAACAUUUGGACGACAUCAAGAAACCCGUCAUUCUCAAGGUCGAGUCGCUACUCAACAAGCUCGCCAGUUCCCGGGGCGAGGUCAAGCCCGAUGUGGCGCAAUUGGAAGCACAGGUGAAGUCUUUGCUGGCAAAUCAAAAGGAACUAGCAGUGAAAAUCGACAGACUCCAGGCCGAAAAUGCGACGCUCUCCGAACAAUAUGAUACCGCGACGCUCAAAGUGAUCAAGGCGGAACGGAAGCUCGAUAGGGUUAGAAGUGCCCAAGUCCAAAAAUUGGAACAGCAGGCACUGGCCAACUCGACAACGCGACAAACCACAAAUGACGAAAAUGGCACAAGUUCAAUUGCGGAAAACGGCGACGGCGCCGAGUACAAGACCAAAUACAAGGAAGCCAUUGCCGUGGCCAACAAGCAAAAAGAACAGAUUGAAUCUCUUCUUGCCGAAAUCAAGACCUUGCAAGAAGAAAAUGCCAGUUUCAAGAUCAAGAAGGAGGGCAUUUCCGAGGAAGAUUAUGCCCGGACCGACGUAUUCAAGCAGUUCAAGGCUCAAAACGAGGAUCUCAUCAAGCGCAUCAACAACCUGGAGGCCGUCAACAAGCAGUUCCGGGAAGACGCCGAGAAGCUGCGGGCCGAACGAACAUCGUACCGUGCCACCCUGGAACAAGAAGCCCAGGCUCUCACGUCAGACCUGGAGGACCAGAUACAACAAAAGGACCAGGAUCUCACUAGGAUCCGCUCCGCAAGGGAUGAACUUCUUGCUGAACUUGCAAUGCGCAAGGCAAGCCAGGAACAGGAAAAGACAGCAUCCGCUCACCUGAAUGAGCUUGUUGAGGCCAUGACAGAUCGCGUAACCCAACUAGAAUCCGAACUUGAGAGGUUAAGACCAACGGAAGAUGUAGCCAAGGCCGCCCCGACGGAUGAUUUAAGCACUCUCUCGGCUGAAGAGCUCCGUGAGAAGUUUGCCAAGUUGGAGCGGGAUUACGAGGCGAUCAACAAGGAGCUUCCAGCACUCGAGAAGUCAUAUAGGAAGGCUAUGGGUAUCGCCCAUAAGAAGGUGAUGGAUUUCACUGCUCUGGAGGAGCGGGUUGCUAUUCUCACAGCGGAAAAGAGCAAAGCAGACCAGAAGUACUUUGCGGCGCGCAAAGACAUGGACAUUCGGAUAGCCGAGAUACGGACAUUGCGCGGACAGAACAGCAAGAGCUCCGAGAUCAUUUCUCAGCUUAAGGAUGUCGAGACACAGCACCGAGCACUCAUCACCACUUUGGAGAAGCAGAUUGCGGAUCUGAAGCAGUCCAACAUAACUAUUGUGACGGAGAGCAAGAAGCUGGAAUCCUUGAGUUCCGAGGCCACUCGGCGGGCAGAUUCGGUAAAGUCGCAGAUUGAAAACCUGCAAAAUCUUGUGAAAUCCAAGGACACGGCAGGCAGGGAACUGAAGGAGAAGGCGAUAGACAAGGAGCAAGAGGCGGAGAAGCUCAAGGUGCGCCUCGACAAAGUUAGCUCGGAACGCGACAAGUGGAAGACAAAGUGCCAGUCCAACUCGACUGAGGAGGAGGAAAUGCUGAGGAACUUGGUCCUUUGUUCCGUAUGCAGGAGCAACUUCAAGAACACGAUACUCAAGGGAUGCGGGCAUGUAUUCUGCAACGAGUGUGUCGAUAACCGACUGGCGAACCGGAUGCGAAAAUGCCCAAGCUGCAACAAGGCGUUCGAUCGAUCUGACGCCAUGCCUGCUCAUUUGUAAUGGGAUGAUUUGGUGGGAGGGGUUCGGCAGAGAAGGGUCAGCAAAUGGCUCCGUAAACGGCAACGUUAAGAGGAGGAAGGUAUAUUUGAUAAUGUCAGAUUUUUGGAGUAUUACCAAGCUAUUAUCGAUCGGUACGCUCUACCCGAACACUUUACAACGGAAAAGUUUAUAUGGGGUCCGAGGAGCUCGGAUGAUAUUAUUUUGACAACCGGUUUCUGUCGAGAGAAACGUUCGGAGAUGGGUUGAAGGACAAAUUUCGGACAGGAGGAACUCAGACAACAUGGGCCGCGUUCGCAACAUGAGGCUGGUGGACCCUGGGCGACGUCCUCAACAGCCAUCCAUCCACAACCAGCUCUCCAUGCCUCGACCAAGGAUCUUAAGCUAUUUGGAACGAAGGGUGUGUCAUGUUAGGUACUGGAAUAGAAGGAAAGAAGUACAUCCAAUAAAUGGUUUUAUCGGCGUCUUGGGGGGUAGCGAUCAGCAUCCAAUUGCUUUGAUGUACAACAACACUAUGGGAUCAUGGACGUGACGGGGAUGGCGUCUAUAUGUGAUACCGAACGGGAUGGGAUGGGGUGAAAUGGAAUGGAAUGGAGACGGAACAUGAAAGCCAUUUAAACUCUGAUUUGUUUUUCAGAGCAAGCCUUUGUAUAAUUUCCAAAGAAUCAUUAUACGCUCGCGCAAACAUUAUGUCGUUACCCUUUCUGCAUCGUGUAUGUAUGUAUUUGGUUUGUGG